Molecule: messenger RNA, 5005 nt
Organism: Seriola aureovittata
Lineage: Eukaryota; Metazoa; Chordata; Actinopteri; Carangiformes; Carangidae
Gene: fancg
Product: FA complementation group G
Exons: 14
Coding region: 2734-4644 (636 amino acids)
Biological process (GO): interstrand cross-link repair
Cellular component (GO): Fanconi anaemia nuclear complex
Molecular function (GO): protein binding
Source: RefSeq, a predicted model, not a curated record
CCCUAAAGAGUAGUAUUGGUUUUAUAGCAUGUAAAAUAUUUGUAAGGCAACACUUUUCAAUUUUUAUCUUAUGUACCUAAAACAUCUGGGGGGAAUAUUAGCUAGUCUUUGUGUUAAAUGAUUUAUGUUAAGCCAACACAGUUAAUUAAUUACUAUGGCUCUUUAUAAACAGCUCUCAUCAAUUAUACAUUUGAUUUUUCAAGGUUUUUAAAACAUUUGAAGACAUAUUAAUAAUGCACAUAUUAAUAAGUAUGUGAACUGAUUGUGUGGGUGUGCAGUGUGUUCUGCUGAUGCUCUCUGUAGCUUCACUGCUGCAGUGUGAGUUUGCAGAUCCACGCCACCCUCCUGGGACUCAACUCAACUGCUGGGCCAUUGACAGUCUCUCUCUCUCUCUCACUCUCUCUCCCUCUCUUACCACAAACACAAAAAAGGUUUGUUUCCGCCCUUUUACUUCAAAUAUGACUUUUCAUCUCUCAGUUUCUGCCUCUUUUUUUAUUUUAUUUUUUAGAAUAGUUCAUCUCCAGAUGUGCAGAUGUGGUGGCAGACCAAGCAUAUGACAUGUGACAGCACUGACAUAAAAGCCAAAAAAACAACAGCAGCAUAAAACAGCAACUCCAUGGUGCAUGCACAUCAGGGUGUCUGUCCACUGAGCUACGAUGAUACAGCAUUCACACAGAAACACACCAAGCUGUGUCUGCUGAUCUGAGGGGAUGUCUACUCUGAGAGGAGGACCAGCUCUGAAGAGCACGUACAGCACCUAUUGAUUACUCAAACUCAGGGUGAACGAGUUUGCUCCGCAUGCCAUAAAGAAGCAGGGCGAGCUGUGUAUCUGCCUCUCCCCUGAAGUGAAUGUUGAAGAAUAGAUAAAUCAUUUCUCUGUGUCAGCCAUUUUUCAUCCCUGUGAACAUGUGUGUUGCCAAGCCAGUGACACCCAGGGGACUGUGUGAUACACAAGCCCUUAACCUGUCAUCCAGCAAAGGUGUCAUUUCUGUUUCAUUUCCUUAACAUCUUACAACUAAUCUCACUUACUUUCAAAGGUGAAACAAAUUAGUCACAAAUGUUUUAAAAUGUUGGAAUGUGUGGGUACUGUUUGUGAAACACAAAGUGUGUUUUGCACCACAUUCACAUCUUUUGAAUUGAGGGAGGGGAGAGUUAGGGGCAUUCAGGACAGAAAUAACAUGUGUCACAUCCCCUCCCUCCACUGGCUUCAUGUUUUAUAGAUGAGAAUAAUGGAGCAGAGUCGGCAGAAUUCAGCUGUGAUAUUGUGAGGAUCUCAUGUUCUGUAUGUAUAGGCGAUACCUUGUUAUUUGAAGCAGCCGUUAAGAGCUGAAAUCUAACAGAGAAGGCACAAGCUUUCAGUAGAGAAUGUAUCUGCGGAUGAAAUGUCAUAAACAAGCCACAUCCGGGGUUUAUUAGCAGUUAUUGCAGUGACGACGGUGAGCGAGUAUUGGUCAAAGAUAGUGUUAAGAAACACAGUGAAGUAUUUGUUAAAUCCUCCAGAUGAUGGAAGGUCAUCUGCAAAAUGGCAACAGUCUAUGGUACAGCCAAAUUUAGGCUGUUGUUAGCUUCUUCAAAUGCAGCCUGCCCUUCAGUGCUGCCAUGGGUGGAUUCAGCGCAGCAAAAUGUUUAAUACGGCCCUUUUAAUGGAGGUUUGAAGUCUUGCCAUGUAAAUGACAUUGAGAGGGAAAGGAGGUGGGAGGCUCUUGCCAUGUAGCGACCUUGUCCUUGAAAGGAUGGAUGGAGAGGCAGAGGCUGAGUGAGACAGAGAUAGAGAUGGAAAAUAGCAGGAUCGAUGCAGAGGAAAAUGUCAGAAAACAGUGAAACCUGUCUCAGGGGGCUGUAGAGAACUGGAAUGGAAGAUAGCUCUUGUGUGCGCUAUGUGUGUGUGCAUGCCUAAUCUGCUGCAAUUGUGUGAGUGUAUGCUGUGGAGCAGUGGAUAUCAGGACCUUCCCUUGUUCCUUCCCCAUGGUGGUAUAUUUAGAGCUUUUGGUGACUUGAGACAAUGAGAGAAAAGAGGAGCAGGGAGGCUUUGAUACAGGCAGACAAUGGAGGCUGCAGACAACAGGGAACAAGAUGAUACACGGACGGGUUGAUGACAGAGAGACAUGGGGAUGAGAGGAGAGGAGAGGAAAGGAAUGGAACUGGGUGAGAAAAGAGGGAGUCACCUUGUGAGGGACAACUAGAAAAAUGGCUGUACUGGCAGUCUCAAGGAUGACUCAGCUGUAAUAUAAUUAAGGCCUGGGCUUGUGUUUACUUGCUUUAGACCUGUAUAUGUGCGUGCACGUGUGCAUGUGUAUUCAUAUGUAUGCAUGUGAUUGUGGUAGCUUGCCAGUUUGGCCACUGUGAUUUUUUUUUUUUUAAAGGAGUGGACAGCCACGACUCAGAGUGAAACUUAAUACAUUAAGGUUGUGAAGUUGUGAUCGUGUCUGAGUGUUUAUUUUGAGUGUUGUUAAGUUAAUAUCAAAAGACAAACAGCAUUAGCUUUCAGUUUGGUGGCUGUAAGAAAUUUAAUGAUUGAAGUUUCCAGAACAAAACUGAGCCUGGCUUUGUCACGGCGCCACCCGGUGGACAGUUAGCAGUGUGCCGCUGUUGUUUCCAGAUGUGUCCACAGGGGGCAGCACAUCCUCACUGCAGUAAACUUAGGAGCGUUUCCUUCCUGUGUCGCCUCUGCUGUCUCAGACGAGGGAACGUUUAAACAAAACAGCAUCGAAUUUUUCAUAAAACGGCGAUAAAAUGUAUCGACCAACCUCUUUAGUAAAUAAAUGGGUCCAGGAAAACAACGAGUUGGUAAACAAAUGGAAGCAGCAGGAAGGAGGAGGAGUCACCUUCAGCCGAGAUCAGAACCAGUCCCACCUGAGAUGCAGUUCCUCUGAGUUUUACAGACUUUUAAGGAAAAUCCAAGGUGUUCCUCCUCUUGCAGAUCACACUCAUUUGGAGCUGUCAGUGGUAUACAAUACCUGUGUGUGCGCUACUGCUCAGUCUCAGUUCACAGAAGCCGAGCUGCUCCUCACACAAGCCCUACGGAGAGCUCUACAGAUCACAGGAAACGACUCUGUCACUUCAGAAACUCCUGUGUUUUGGAGAACGGUUCUCAAAUCAGUGGCAAACACAGCUUUGAAUUCCUGUGUACUGUACCUUCUCUGUCUGCAGUGGGCAAUAUGGUUGGCCACCUGUCAGCUGAAAACUAUACAAGAAUUUAAGGAGGAGCUGUGCUCUCUGUUGGAGACACUGUGUGGUGGAGUUGGGGAUGACAGGAGGAAUGAGACAUGGGGGAAGUCCUCUGACGUUCCUCUACUGGUCACGGACCCAAGAAAGCUUGUUGAAUUAUUGCAGAUAUGCACUUCCAUUGCCCAAGGUGUUGAAAGGUUGAGUGAAGGUCAGUGUUCAGAAGCGCUGUCUGAUCUGCAGUCAGCUUCCGCCCUGCCGGCACCCAGAGCUCUAGUAGCAUAUGUACACCUCCUCUCAGGCUCCUGCCUCGCCCACAUGAGCCGCCCCCAAAUGGCACUGCAGUGUUACAGGAAGGCACUGGAAACUGACUCCUGCUCUGUGUGUGCUCUGUACCAGAGCAUGCUCAUCUACAGACAGCUGGGCAACACACAGGCUGAGAUACAAGCUCUUCGCUUGCUGCACUCAAGUUUGAUGUUGCCCUCUGCUACAGUUCCUACUGUGGCCGGUGCCCAUCUCCUCUCCCCGUCCUUACUGCUCUGCAGCCAAUCACUGCGCGACCUGCUCUCAGUUCCCUCUGCCCCCUCUGUCCUUCACAAUCUGGCUCUGAAGUGUGUGCUCCAUGGGAGGGUGUCAGAGGGUGUGGAACAUUAUCUGGACCUUCUGGCUGCUCUUCACUCAGAAGAUCAACAUGGAGUGAGAGUUAAAACACUGACAGACACGCAAGAUAAUUUAACAGUCCAUGGUGAGGCCACUCCCCUCCCUAGGUUGCCCCAGCUUUACCUGGAGACUGGUGCUGCCUUGCUCAUGGCCCGGCGGCCUGCAGAUUGCAUGGCGCUGUGCAAUGAAGUCAUCAGCACAACAUUAGAGCUACUGCCAGAGAAGCUGGUGUUGGAGGAUCCAGAGGACAGGAGUCAGGCUGAGACCAAGGAAGUGAGAGCAGAGGGUGAAGAUAUGGUGGCGAUGUUACUUUGGACAGGGGCUGCUUUCCUCCUGCAGGGUCACUGCCACACUCACCUGACGGACUGGAAACAAGCCGUGACUCACUACACUAGGUGUAUCAACCUGCUCGUGAAGGUCCGCUAUAAAAAGAAAGGUUUCCAACCACAGAUCCCCAGUGCAGACAUGGUUGUCAAGCAGGAAACAGAUCUGUGUACCCUCCAAAGGCUGAAGGGUCUUUCAUUAGCUGGUAGGGGUAUCAGCUUCACCCAGACAGACCGACUGAGAGAGGCACUGCGAGACCUCCUGCUCAGUCUACAGGCAUUCCCAGAGUGUGUGGGUGCAGGACUGUGGUGUGGUGAAGUGCUGUGGAGGCUUGGCAGGAGACAGGAGGCAGCAGCUUGUUGGGAAAAGACCUGGAGCUUCACCACACAGUCCUCAGUGGAGGGUCUUCCUUUGUACCUACAGGAACCCCAGUCUGGCCCUUCGCUGGACUCCACGGAGCUGCGGCGCAGAAUACAGGAACUUGGUCCUACCUAGUCAACCUGAAGAGGAACAAAAGAAGAAUGGCCUAUCCCUUACUGAACAGGAUCCACUUUCUCUGGCCUUUGAACUGAAACCCAUACGAACUACAAACAUGUAUCUACUCGGACAGUAAAAUAAAGCAUAUUGUAAGGACUUAGAGGGUUUGAGGCUGAGAAUGGACACAGGUGGUGGUUUAUGAAUGAAAUAAUGCAAAAUAACCAUACAUACUGUAAAGCUGAAACUGAUUUGUUGGGGGGAAAUUGUACCAUGCACCACUGUAUGUUGGGCAGGCAAGAGUAAUCAAGACUGUUAUUUUCAUAACUGAAAGUGGUUUUCAAUAUAAAAUAAAAAUAUUUUUCAAGAAGAUACACCAUAA